CAUGGCUUCCCCGCAAUGGCUUUAGUGGUUCGCACGUGGUGAUUUUGGCUUACAGUACAGUACCUGAACCUCCAGAGCGGACGCCGCCGCCCGGUCGAGGAGGGGUGCUCGCUCUUCGUGUGGACUUUCCUAAGUCGGGCAUUCUAGCUUGUCAUCCUUGGCUCGGCCAGCUUCACUUAUCAGUCCCCAGUGCCUUCUUUCGUCCCAUGCCGCAGGCGUCCCAAGACAUUCACACCUUUUGCUUCAAUUAUCUAGCUGUUGUUCGUAACAGGGGCUGUUGCGCUGUUUCCUUGCCCAAAUACCCAACCAGACGACCCUUCUACCAGAGCUGCCAAUCCUAUCAGCUUUGACGCAGGCACCUAUAUACCCCGAUUCGCUGUGCCUCGGGCUUGAUCGCACGAAACAUGAAGGUCACCAUCCAGCAGCUGCUCUGCCUUGCCCUGGGCUAUGGUGCUGCAGUCUCACAGGCGUGCGGGGGGGCUCACGGCGACCACGAUGGCCGCCAGGUGCGCCAGUGGACGCAGCAGGAGAUUGAUGAGCUCGAGCGGAAAUGGGGAACCGAUUGGUCGUUCUCUGGCAUCUCGACUUUCGCGCAUCUCAAACAUGUCAAAUGCCUCACGACACCGACGGAGCCGUUUGACAUUGCCAUUGUCGGUGCUCCGUUCGAUACAGCUGUGAGCUAUCGUCCCGGAGCACGCUUCGGGCCCAGAGCCAUCCGGGCAGCUUCUGCUCGGCAGCUCCCGUACCGGGGCUUCAAUGCGAGAGCAAACAUCAACCCGUUCCUCAGCUGGGCCAAGAUCAUCGACUGUGGGGACAUUCCCGUGUCUCCGAUGGACAAUGCCGUUGCCCUCAAGCAGAUGACGGUCGCAUUCGAGGAGCUGGGCACCCGCGACGUCUCCUCAGCCUCGGUGGUGCACAAGCCUAAGCUCAUCACUCUUGGCGGCGACCACAGCCUCGCCUUCCCCGCGCUGCGCGCGCUCAACAAGAUCCAUGGCGGGCCCGUCCGGGUGCUGCACUUUGACGCCCACCUCGACACGUGGCACCCGGCAAAGUACCCCAAUGCCUGGGGCAGUGAGCAGGCCAACUUCAACCACGGGAGCGUCUUCUGGCUCGCGGGACAGGAAGGUCUGAUUGUGGCCAACAGCAGCUCGGCGUCUGGCAAGCCCAGCGUGCACGCGGGAAUACGGACCCGUCUCUCGGGUACCGACGGAGGGGACUAUGCCGACGACGACGCUCAGGGCUGGGUGCGGAUCAGCGCCGACGACAUGGACGACAUCGGCACCGCGGGGGUCGUCGCGAGGAUCAUGGACACCCUCGGCACCGAGGACCCCGUUUACCUGUCGCUUGACAUUGACGUGCUUGACCCGGCGUUCGCGCCCGGCACGGGUACCCCAGAGCCUGGCGGCUGGACUACGCGUGAGCUCAUCCGCGUGCUGCGUGGCAUUGAGGGCCUGAACCUGGUGGGCGCGGACGUCGUCGAGGUUGCGCCUGCAUAUCAGAACAACGGGGAGGAGACGGCCCUCGCGGCGGCGCAGGUGGUUUACGAGUUGCUGAGCAGCAUGGUCAAGAGAGGCAUUGCGGAUUACCACAAGGCCAAGGUGGUGGUGGUGCCAGAGGGCGAUGAUGUGGUCAAGGACGAGCUGUGAGGUGGACUCGGGGAAGCAAUGGCGAUAGUCAAGCAUGGAGCGGGAGCAAGAGGAUGCGUCAUGCAUG
Messenger RNA from Microdochium trichocladiopsis, 1713 nucleotides. RefSeq names its product agmatinase. The transcript has 3 exons. Lineage: Eukaryota; Fungi; Ascomycota; Sordariomycetes; Xylariales; Microdochiaceae. The record is from RefSeq and is a predicted model, not a curated record. The coding region runs from base 405 to 1646 and encodes 413 amino acids. Gene Ontology annotation, molecular function: agmatinase activity; metal ion binding.